Molecule: messenger RNA, 630 nt
Organism: Penicillium lagena
Lineage: Eukaryota; Fungi; Ascomycota; Eurotiomycetes; Eurotiales; Aspergillaceae
Exons: 3
Coding region: 1-630 (209 amino acids)
Source: RefSeq, a predicted model, not a curated record
AUGCGUUUCCAAUCCCUCGCUGUCUUGGCUGGCGUCUCUAUCGUGGUUGCUGAUAGCACGGUCACCCUUUUCAUUCCGGGAUUCGAUGUCCAAUCACUAGAAGGCAAAAUAUUGGGCACGAGUGGCACUAUGACGACUUACCUUCUCAACUGUCCUACGAGUGAGGAUCCGAAUUCCUGCGGUCUGCCAUCGAAUGGCUACGCUAUCACUGAGGGUGGCUCAUCUCUAGAGAUGGCUUACACCGACGGUCCCCAAACAGUCUCACAACACUGCAAGCUCCAGGGCUCAACCCACGUCGAUUGCGUGGCCUCCAUGAUUUCAGAUAGCUCGACCUCAGCCCUUACCACAGGCAUUGACAUCAAAAGCAUGCCUUACGGCGGCUUCCGGGCUGUCCAUAUAACUGCAACAGAGACCGGGAAUGCUUCUCCCUCCACCGAUGCUGCUGCCACUGCUUUGACCACUGCCUCGACCACUUUGGCCCAUCCUACUAAUUUCACGGGUACUGUUUCUUCAACCAGCAGUGUUGCCGCGACCACCACUGGUACCUCUAAUGCAGCGAUGCGGAUGAUCACUGGGAAUACGCGUUGGAUGGUUGGAGGCGCCGUCGCCCUGGCGAUGGCUGUCAUAUAG